This is a messenger RNA of Notodromas monacha, 1615 nucleotides long. The record is from the annotation of a GenBank genome assembly. NCBI's taxonomy places the organism in Eukaryota, Metazoa, Arthropoda, Ostracoda, Podocopida, Cyprididae.
AUGCAGCCGACAUUUGGAGUUCAGGCAGAUAUUUCAUUCCGAAAGUUCCCGAAUAGCGGAGGCAUUUCCACACCACCGCCAAUGAAGUUCGGGACGAGGAUACCGAACAGAGUCUUCAUUGGAGGCAUUCCACCAAUGACCACAGAGGCGGAUGUGCACUCGUGUUUCUCCAAGUACGGCAAUGUUCGAGCUGUGAAGCUGAUCAUGGAUAAGUCAGGAGUGCCGAAAGGAUACGGUUUUGUUACCUUUGAAACUGAGGAGGAGGCCAACUUGGUGUUGAAAGCAGUUGAGCUUGAGGGUGGAAGCUUGCCUUUCAAGGAUCGAAAGCUCAACAUCGGAGAAGCUGUGAGGAAGAUGCCGUUCUUCAGCGAAGACCAGUCCCGGCUGCCGAACCGCGGUGGCUCUGUGAUCCCCGAUGUGGCCCUCAUGCCACCGAUGCAGGCUGUCAACGAAUUUUCCAUGUACAAUUACUAUCUGCAGCCGUACCCGCUCAUGGACCCUGGGAAUGGAGGUUAUGGGCCUGGUCCGCUGACGUGGCCGCCUGGGGCUGACCCGGCAUACCAGCAGCCCUGGGCCACCUACCAGACCCAGCACGGGUUACCGCAUCCUGCUGUCGGCCCGCCGUAUCCGCAGAUGCUGGCCUAUCAGCAGCAAGCGCCUUUGCUGGGGGACGCGCUUCAACCGUCCGAUGUUUCGAGCUGGUCUUCUGCCGGUUCCUGCGCCUCCUCCACGUGUUCCACCGCGUCUUUCGGCAACGCCGGGGACCUGCCCUUCGGAACUGUGGCGGAAUUCUCGUCGUCGGCCCGUGGCGGAGAUUCUGCGAGUGAUCAUCAUCAUCAGCAGCAGCAGCACCAACACCACCACCACCAACAUCAAAUGCCGGGCGGCGCAGCUGCGGCAGAAGCGACGACGACGACGACGGCAGCAGCAGAAUUGUUUUCAUCGGGUUGGUGUCCUGACGGCAGCCCUGGGUACCUGUUCCCGUCGUCUCACGAGGAGGCGGGAGCAGCAGCCGGGCUGACGUCUGCAUUGAAUGCUGACGGGGUCGAGGAAACUUAUCCGUCGAUGCUUUACCAGCCGCCGCUUUAUCCUCCUCCCCCUCCUCCGUCGUCAACGUCGGCGGCUUCGGCGGUCAUCCGCCGCAGCUUAUUCCCCGAACUCAGCCACAACUCGAACAGUACGCUCAAGUUCCCGCUGCCGGGAUCGAAGCCAGCAGAAGACGGCGUGGUCGGAAGCGGCGUCAGUGGCGGCGUGGAGGACAACGCGGCGACGGAAUCUCACGAGGGCCUGCAGGCGUUGCUGGAGAACCUGUCGGUGUCGUCUUCGUCUUCUUAACGCGGGAAGUAUGAUGACGGGAGUGUGGGGCGCUCGACCUCGACGACGUUUUGGUCUUCCCUCCCCUCGUGUUGUGUGCCAAUAGCGGAGAAGAGGGGGAAAUAAUCUCCUUUAUUGAGCCCUACGCUGGGAUCAGCAUUUUUCCCUUUCUUUUCGUUUCUUUUUUUGUCGUUGUUGUUGGUGUUUUCCCCACUUCUUUGCUCGAUCGAUUAUUUUUCUUCUAUUGCCACGAGCCGUUUGUUCGUCGGUUACAUAGUACCUCUUUUAACCCCCCCCCCCC